AUGACAGAUGGUGCACAAUUAGAACGGAAACCCUCACGGAGCAUCAAUGAUGCCCGGAUUGCUGGGCUCUACGAUCUACAAAAAACUAUCGGCAAAGGUCAUUUCGCUGUAGUCAAAUUGGCAAGUCAUGUUUUUACAGGUGAAAAGGUAGCUGUGAAAGUGAUUGAUAAGACAAAAUUUGAUUCUUCAAUGGCAUCUCAUCUAAUAAAAGAGGUUCGUUGUAUGAAAUUGGUGCAACAUCCAAAUAUAGUUCGUUUAUAUGAAGUUAUCGACACACAAACGAAGUUGUUUCUAAUUCUCGAAUUAGGAGAUUAUGAUAUGUAUGAUUUUAUUACGAGAAAUGCUGAUAAGGGCUGUCCGGAAGGAGAAGCACAACAAUAUUUCUGCCAAAUUAUCAAAGCAAUUGAUUACUGUCAUCAGCUGCAUGUCGUUCACCGGGAUCUGAAGCCUGAAAAUGUCGUGUUCUUCGAACGUCUGGGCAUGGUGAAGUUGACGGAUUUUGGGUUUAGCAAUAAAUUUAUUCCAGGCGAGCAGCUUGAAACUGCUUGUGGCAGCUUAGCUUAUUCAGCUCCGGAAAUUUUACUGGGGGAUUCCUAUGACGCUCCAGCCGUUGAUGUAUGGUCACUGGGAGUUAUUUUAUAUAUGUUGUUAUGCGGUCGGUUGCCAUUCCAGGAAGCAAAUGACUCGGAAACGUUGACGAAAAUAUUAGAUUGCAAAUAUUCUGUUCCAGAUACACUUUCGCUACAUGCUCGCUAUCUCAUAUCACGAAUGUUGGUGAAAGAUGUCCAGAAGCGCGCAACGCUAAACGAAAUUAUUAACAAUUCGUGGGUGAAAGCUGGAGAUCUUGGUCUCGCUCAGAUUUUACCUUUGGUUGGACGAGAUGUCCUUCCGGAAAAUGCACAUGCUACAAUUAUUGACCAGAUGGUAGCUGGUGGUGUUGAUACGGAGGAGAACAUUCUGCGAUCACUAGAUAACGACGAUUAUUCUUACGUUACCGCCACCUAUUAUUUACUUGCCGAAAGAGUUCUGGCAUCUUAUCGUGAAGAACGUGCCAGGAAAGCGCAUGAAGUUCAGCGUCCGUCAUUAAGCGACUUGCCGCCAGACUUUAAAAAUUCUCUUGAAACAAGGGAAACAGUUGGGAAAAAUGAAGAAGGGAGUGGUUAUAAAAGCCGAAGUCGAUCCAAUUCAUGGCGUGGUGGCACUUCUGUCUCUCUGCGGCCAUGUGCAAUUUUAAAAGAAGAAAGUGAAGAGGAGUUGUCAACAUAUCAUUGCGGUACAUCAAGGCAGUCGUCGAGGCACUCAUCUUGCUCUCUGUCAAUAUUUCCUUCCAAUUCUGGUUCACAUGGACGAAUAUCACCUCAGGACAUACAGGGUUUACUGGAAUUAUCACGUUUGAACAUCGCAGAAGGUAAAAGGCGAACAGUUUCACCGGACAGCCGUUUGAGCAGCCGAAGCUCUAGCCCACCGAAUUCAAGUGGCCGUGCAAGUCCUGCAGUUAGUCGAUUAAAGGUUUCCUUUACUGGAUCUAGUGGAUUGCGGAAGUUGGGUUCAUCGCCGCACCUGCUUGGAAUUUGUGAGGAAACAGAGGAAUAUGAAUUUGAUAAAGGUGCGGAACAACGUCAAACUGUAACUCGUCAUAGUAUUUCUGGUGCAUCGGUUUUACCUUUAUCGACUUCUCGACUUUUCGUCCAACCGAAGCUCGCUGUACAAGAUUCUCUUGGUGCGCCUCUUACAUAUAGUAAUGUACGCAUGAUCAGGCGACGUCAAGCGAUAGUUUCACCAGAUAUGGCUCAAAGGUACGAGCAGAGACCGCCUUCCAGAUAUCAUAAACCACAAAAAUCACAAAGGAGCACAAGCUGUUCAUCAAGUGAAACGUCAGAUGAUGACAGCGAGAGAAGAUUGAAUUUUUUGGCCUCCAAAUAUUGUUAUAAUUAUGGAAACCGACAAGAUAACGAUGAUGAUCCAUCAAAGGGUAAUGGAGGUGCACCAAUUGGUCCAAGUAACUCUGGAAGUGAACCAAUCACUGGAAACACUUCAAAUGCCUCUGAUAAUACUUCAUGCAAUCAAGAUUGUCAGUAUUCUGGUGAACAGUCAUCUCGAUAUCGCAAUUCGCUAGGCCUAAAACUGUUGGAAAGUACUCAAAUGGUACCUAUAGCCUUACAUCCUAUUAAGGAAGUACCGUCAUCGCUUUUCUCUCACUCACUUUUUUCGAGAGAUACGGAAGUACAGAGGUGA
Molecule: messenger RNA, 2235 nt
Organism: Loa loa (African eye worm)
Lineage: Eukaryota; Metazoa; Nematoda; Chromadorea; Rhabditida; Onchocercidae
Product: CAMK/CAMKL/SNRK protein kinase
Exons: 17
Coding region: 1-2235 (744 amino acids)
Biological process (GO): intracellular signal transduction; microtubule cytoskeleton organization; protein phosphorylation
Cellular component (GO): cytoplasm
Molecular function (GO): ATP binding; tau-protein kinase activity; protein serine/threonine kinase activity
Source: RefSeq, a predicted model, not a curated record